CAAGCACACAUUCAUUUACUAUGGCCUCUUUUUCCAGAGGACUUCGCUCUAGCGCAACAAGAAAUAACUUCUCAUGUUCACGUUGCUCCCAAUUCUCCACCACAUCCACAGCGCAAUCAGGUCACAGUCGCUGGUCCAAAAUCAAACAUGACAAAGGUGUCGUAGACCAUAGAAGAAGCAAAGCCAACCAAUUGCUCUCAGAUGAAAUAGCCUUUGCUUCGAGAAGUAAGAAAACCAACUUCCUGUUACUGGGCAGAUAACUAACAAGUAUAUAGUGGGCGGACCUGAUCCAAACCAGAAUUACAAACUCGCGACCGCUUUGGUCAACGCCAAAAAAGGUACAUAAUGGGGUACCACGUCCCAUCGACGACGAAGAAAUAUAACACGGGCUCACAAAUGCUAGGCGGAUAUCCAAAAGCAAAUAUAGAGGCAGCAAUAGCACGGGGACAAGGCAAAUCAGCGACUGGAGCGAUUCUCGAGUACAUCACACUAGAAGCUAUCGUGCCACCUCAGAUAGCCAUGAUCAUCGAAGCCGAAACCGAUAGAGCGAAGCGCACAUUGGAAGACCUACGGUACUAUGUCAAGAAGGCGGGCGGAGCUGCUACACCUACGACGUAUUUGUUCCAGAAGAAAGGACGGGUAUCAUUCGAGGCGCAUGAAUCGCUAGGUGUGGAUGAAGUACUAGAUGAGGCGAUCGAGGCUGGCGCUGAGGAUGUAGAGACCGAUGAAGAUGGGGGUAUAGUACUUUGGACGGAGCCAAAUAAAACAACUUCUGCGGCGCAAUCUUUGGAGAAGAGCUUGGGAUUAAAGGCGGAAAGUUCACAGAUCCUCUGGGACCCAAAUGAGGAUACCAAAGUGCCAUUAGAUGCAGAAUCCACGAAGCCAUUCCUGGAUUUCGUCAAUCUCAUGAGGGAACAGCAAUGUGUCCAGGCAGUGUAUGCGAAUGUUGCGCAAGGAAGUUUGACUGAUGAAGAAUGGGAGGAUGUACAAAGCAAAUUAGACUCAUAAAGAAACAUAGAAUGUACAACAAAUGUAAAAGAUGUAUUUGUACAAUAUAGCGGGGACUCUGUCAGUUCUCCGUCAAAACGAAUCAUGAUGUUAGUCGUAGAGCUUUUGCUUGCAGUCAGUCGUUCAAUGUCGAAUAUUUGCCCUAAUCCUCAACGCCUUUAAUGCAUAUUUAAACGCCUUUUUCCCGGUCCUCGAUGUUCCAAGCCAAUACCACCAUCGUUGAAUCUCCCGCGCCAGUGCUCAGCGUGCCUAUUCGAUAUCGCCAUCAUAGAUCUCCCACAGCGGCUCCCAAUGUACUAUACCCAGUCGAGAAACCCAUCAUACAUAUCCCUCCCAAUUCGCAAUAUCCCACCAACAUCUCCC
Messenger RNA from Hymenoscyphus albidus, 1371 nucleotides. Lineage: Eukaryota; Fungi; Ascomycota; Leotiomycetes; Helotiales; Helotiaceae. The record is from the annotation of a GenBank genome assembly.